Messenger RNA from Penicillium malachiteum, 1980 nucleotides. RefSeq names its product fungal specific transcription factor domain-containing protein. Lineage: Eukaryota; Fungi; Ascomycota; Eurotiomycetes; Eurotiales; Aspergillaceae. Bases 1 to 1980 code for a protein of 659 amino acids. The transcript has a single exon. Gene Ontology annotation, biological process: positive regulation of transcription by RNA polymerase II. Gene Ontology annotation, cellular component: nucleus. The record is from RefSeq and is a predicted model, not a curated record. Gene Ontology annotation, molecular function: transcription cis-regulatory region binding; DNA-binding transcription factor activity.
AUGUGUGCAUACUUCGAUCUGCCAUGCGCUGGAUACAAGAAGGAUGUAUUCUUUGACAGUAAAAAUCCAGACAGUCAAAUUCGCUUUCGCCGACCUCUUUUGACUGAGGAAGAGCGACAACGAAUGAGUGAAUGGCUGGUAUCAACUGCCCCACCAAAGUCAACAGCCAGAUUACUCUCGCUCAUCGAUGAAGAGAGUGAAAAACGUUCCUCGGGAUCAGAUGAAAUGGGACUUGUAUUUGGUCCCUUUGGAGUUUUCAAAGUGCGGCAAGGUCAAGAUGAGUGUUCAUCACCCCUGGCAAGUGAAUCCCUCCCACCGGUAGAGGAAUCUGAAGAUACUACUACAAGUAGCCCUCCGCAAAACAUCUCCCAAAUUUUGGAAACAAUUCCGAUAGCUUCGAACUUUGCUCAGUGGUCUCCCGAGUUCAUGCAAUCACUUCUUGAACAGCCUGAUCAAGAUCUCAGUCCAACAACUCCAAACUUGCUUGACAUGAUAAUGGAUCAAAGUCAUUUGGAAACUCCUAGUAUGACAAUGCCGCCACACGACUAUCAGCUCACUACAUUUAUCCCGACCACAUAUUCUCCAGUUUCCUCCUUAACCUCCUCUAACAUUACCAAGUCCAUUCCCCAGGAUGCCGUUUUCCUUCUAAAACAUUACUCGUCAACAGUCAUAAGUCUCAUGACCCCAGUACGGCACAAGAAGACACCCUGGCAUAUCCUAUUUAUUCCACAUAUUAAGGACUGUCUCGCAGCCCUAGCACUUGGUGAAGACCUGAGCCACGCGAGUCUGUGUGCUUUCUUCGGUACCUUAGCUAUCAGUGCUUUCAGUUUGGGCGGAAUGUCUCAAUCUGAAAAUUGGCUGGACCAAGGGCAGACAUAUCUCCAACGUGCUCACAGCCACGCAAGGUCAAUGCUUAUAACCGCCUAUGAUAUUCCAAAACCAGCAAAAUACAAGUCAAUAUUGAUGGCAAUCCUGACGAUGGUACAAGUGUCUAACUUUUCGGGAAACCGACACCAAGCAGAGGAAUAUUUCCUAGAAGCUGAGAAAUUCAUCCGCUUAAGAGGGUUGAAGCGAAAGAAAUCUCGCAAAGUCCGUCUUCUACAUCACUGUUAUGUCUUCGAGCGUAUGUUCCACGAGAGCAUCUUCGUAUGUGGUGCCAACUCAAUUCAGCGUCGUCAUGUCCGUCGAGCGAUUGAGUCCAGUGGUCUUUCUCGGUGUAGCGUCGAUGGUCUUUCUUUCCGUCUAUACAAAUGGCAAAAUCUACAACAGGAGAUGCUACGAGUACGAGAUCGGGAAGAAGGAGAGAAUGAUCUGCACCUUGAACGGCCAGGAUUAUUUUCAGCUACCCUUUACCCAGAGAUUUUCGGAGUUCCCGAGCCUUGGAUUCUGCUUCUUUCUCUAGUGAUACGACUUGCAGUCGAAAAGGAUGGUGCCGAGCAAGACCCGAACGGCAGCGGCCUGAAUCUAAGAGACUAUAUCAGUCGGGCGAAGGCGCUGGAGGAUUAUAUCAAUCAACUCCAACGACCGAGUGAAAUGGCCUUCUCUUCUACAACUCAGCAGUCCUCGAUUGAUCGGCAUAUUUUGGAGAACAUGCUUGAGGCGAUGCGACAUGCACUAGCCAUUUACUUUUACCGACGCAUCUAUAACCUAAGUGCGUCUAUGCUGCAAGAAAAGGUGGUUAAGGUUCGCGAUUGCCUGCUGCAGUGUCAGUGCGUUGAUUCAAGCGUUGUCCAUGGAUCCGCAAGCUUUAUAUGGCCUGCGUUCAUUGCGGCAUGUGAAGCGGAGGAUCCCGAGGUGCAGAAGUCUUUCGCUACCUGGUUUGAGACCUCAGCGAGGCGGAGUGGUCUUUCUUGUUUUAGUCAGACACUUGGUUCAGUUGAGGAAAUAUGGGAAGAGAAGUGUGUGACCUAUGGACAGAGUGUUACUUGGUUGGAUCUCAUGAGAAGAAUUGGUUCUCAGCAGCAGGAAAUAGUAUUUUGA